This is a messenger RNA of Trichoderma reesei QM6a, 1891 nucleotides long. RefSeq lists its product as uncharacterized. The transcript has a single exon. The record is from RefSeq and is a predicted model, not a curated record. The annotation marks the transcript as partial. NCBI's taxonomy places the organism in Eukaryota, Fungi, Ascomycota, Sordariomycetes, Hypocreales, Hypocreaceae.
AUGGGCCAACCACAGAAGCAAAGAGCUCAUCAGCUCACCGACACAUAUCCCCAAGGCACUCCAAACUCCUCGAGCCCCCCAGUGAUCACUCAUAGACACCGACCGGAUCCGUCCGCCUUCCAGACCGGCUCUCCGCGUCCGGCCCCGAAACGAGUUCCUCGAGACGCGGCUCCACCCAGCGGCGGCACGGCAUCAUCCCGUCCUCAAGGACCCCGUCUACGCACCGGACCGGCUAGAAACCAAAUUCCGUCUACCCUCCGAGGAAACGGCCCUAUACCCAAGAUGAUGAAGAAGAAGAAGAGUAGUCCCAGCGGGAUCAAGAAGCCUGAAAGUGACAAGGUUAAGGGGAAAAAUAGCAGCAGGAGGAGGAGGAGGGUUGGUGGUGGUGGUGGAUCUGAUGUGGUGGCAAAGUGGCUUGAGUGUGUCCCGAGGGAGGUGAUGGCUGUGUUUGUGAACAUGCAUGAGCAAUAUGCUUCGAGCGUGAAUGACCUUAGAGCGGAGAUGAGGUUUUUGAUGGAGAGGCUGGAAGGGUUGGAGAGGGUGGGGGAGAGGUUGGAUGUGCAUGAGGGGUUGUUGGGAAGUGUGAUGGGGAGGUUGUGGAAGGGAGAGGGUGAUGAUGGUGUAGGUGUAGGUGAAGGUGAAGACGAAGUCAUGGAAGAAAGAGGUGGCGACGAAGCCGUGGCAGCGACAAGCCCUCUCAACAUGGACGUUCCCCCCACCCCCAUCGGCGAAAGACAGCCCAUACGAAGCACCGGCCUGGGGGUUGCCAGAAGAAGGAGGAGGCCCGGCACGACAGCGCCCUUGGCCCUUCGACAACAAAGCGCAGACAGGCCUGCCAAGCCGGGGUUUCCGAGGCCACGCUCGGACGAAGAGACUGCCCCUCAGCAAGGCAGUGGUGGCAGUGGGACGGGAGAUGGUAGAGCUCACAAUAACGAUGGGGAUGACGACGACGACGAUGACGAUGAUGAUGAGGGCCUCAGGAUACUUGACGGCGCACCGCGGCUUAGGGCCUUGCUUCGUCGACAACAUGGCAUUGCGUCGCCGCCGCCGCAAAUGGAGAGUCCUCCGCGGCGAGCACAUGUCGAGCCGGAUUUGGAUUCGGAUUCAGGCUCAGAUAAAGAUGUGGACGUGGAGGACGCCGAGUACAUGCCUGGUUCGCCAUCGUGUUCGUCUGAAUCUUCAUCCCUGAGCACGGCCUCGGGCGCGUCCUGGGCUCCAGAGGGCUCGGCUUCGCCUACUUCAAGGGGUGUCCGGAGGACCGAAUCCACAAAGGGAUCGCGUUCCGCAGGAAUGACGAAACAAACAGGUCAAUCAUCGUCAACACCAAAAAGGACAACAAGACCAAGGACACCCAGAGAAACAGCAGCAACAACAUCUCCGGCGUCACAACAACCACCACCGUCACGACCAACACCACCAGAAACAACAGCAGCAUCACCAUCACCAGCAGCCCCCUCCUCCAAACCCCGCUACUCAACCCCUCGCCGCACCACCCUCAAGCGCACCAACUCGGGCCCCCAGUACGCCGGCAAAUUCACCUUCCGCCGCAGGGGCCGCACCGUCCUGUCCGUCUGGAACGAGUACAAGGUCGACGGCGACGGCGGCGGCAUCGUCGGCACUGGCAAGCCGUUCCGCUGCAUCGAGAGCCUGGAAAAGGAGUACGGCACGUGUUGGCGCACGGGGAGUGUGGGCGACAUCAAGUACGCCAGCAACUACGUCGGUGUGCGCAAGAAGAUUGUCGACUUUGUGGAGGGCAUGUGCGAGCACGGAAAGAUGACGCCGGAGGAGGCGUGUGCCAAGUUAGAUGAGAGGGUGGAUGGGAGGUUGCAGGAGCUGAUCACGGUGCUGAGGAAGGGGCUGGAUCCCUUCAAGGCGAUCCCCGUGCGUGCAG